Molecule: messenger RNA, 4050 nt
Organism: Oncorhynchus mykiss (rainbow trout)
Lineage: Eukaryota; Metazoa; Chordata; Actinopteri; Salmoniformes; Salmonidae
Source: RefSeq, a predicted model, not a curated record
UGAAGUAGCAUGGUACAGAGACGGAGCCUUGUCCGAUUCAAUUCCAUCAGUAGAGCGCUAGGCGCGGUACUGAGGUUGUAUACUGUCGCUAGACCGAGUGCGGAGCGUGGUAGCGGCAGUUACGGAGGACUUUUGUGAAUUUUCUGAUUCGGAACAUGAACUUCAUAUCAACCAGACAUCGGCCCAGGUAGUCAGCUAGACACGUUAAGCAAUAAAAGUGAACAGAGCAAACGGUAAUUGCUAAGGUUUUCAUGCAUACCUUCAUAUGACUGAGGGCGGUGCUCGCUUCUCAUAAGACAAUUUAAUAUCUGUCAUAUUUCAAAACUGUUUCGCUGAAGUCCUGGAAUUUGUUCAUUCUCAGAAGUCUUGGAAUUUGUUCAUUCUCUAUCCAUCCCCCCCUUGUUCUUCCUUCCCCUUCUAUUCGUCAAGUGUGAGACUCCGAAAGAUUUCAAUUGCAGCUGCUGCAAGGCAGUAGGUCUUUGAAACAGCAUUUGAUAGCCACUGGACUUGCCUCAUCGCGGAGUUUUUGACUCCUCAUCAUGGGGUAUAGUGUACAAACUGCAGGAAGUGGAAGAAGAGGAGUCACGGGAUACUUACUGCAGAUGAUCACCAUAUCUUUCGUUUUGCUAAUUGCCCUCGUGGAUAUCGGAGCUGCUCAAGUGAGAGAUGAUGAUGACUACAUGGGAUUGGGUGAUCUCCCAGAGACCUUCCCCUCGGACCCCCCGGAGCCCCUCCCAGUGUUCCUGAUGGAGCCCGAGGAGGCGUACAUCGUCAAGAACAAACCUGUCAAUCUCUACUGCAAGGCCACGCCCGCCACACAGAUCUACUUCAAGUGUAACAGCGAGUGGGUCCACCAGAAAGAACACACAGUGGAGGAGAGGGUGGACGAGAACUCUGGCUUGGUGGUGCGAGAAGCCAGUAUUGAGAUCACAAGGCAGCAAGUGGAGGAGUUGUUUGGGCCAGAGGACUUCUGGUGUCAGUGUGUAGCCUGGAGCUCUGCAGGGACCACCAAGAGCCGCAAGGCCCACGUCCGCAUCGCCUAUCUCAGGAAGACGUUUGACCAGGAACCCCUGGGAAAGGAAGUGUCUCUAGAACAGGAAGUUCUUCUUCAGUGCCGCCCACCAGAAGGGAUCCCUGCUGCUGAGGUGGAGUGGCUGAAGAACGAGGAGAUCAUAGACCCUGCUGAUGACCGUAACUUCUACAUCACCAUCGACCAUAACCUGAUCAUCAAACAGGCCAGACUGUCUGACACCGCUAACUAUACCUGUGUCGCCAAGAACAUCGUCGCCAAGAGACGCAGUACCACGGCAACAGUCAUCGUCUACGUGAAUGGCGCCUGGUCAACAUGGACAGAGUGGACGGUGUGUAACAGUCGCUGUGGCCGUGGCUACCAGAAGCGCACGAGGAGCUGCACCAACCCAGCACCGCUCAACGGGGGUGCCAUCUGUGACGGGCAAGGCAUUCAGAAGCUGGCAUGCAACCCACUGUGCCCAGUGGAUGGUCUGUGGACAGAGUGGAGUAAAUGGUCCACGUGUGGGACAGAGUGUACCCACUGGAGGAGGAGGGAGUGCAGCGCCCCGGUGCCCAAAAACGGGGGGAAGGACUGUGAGGGCAUGGUGCUUCAGUCCAAGAACUGCACCGAUGGCCUGUGUAUGCAGAGUUCCUUUUAUCAGAAGUCCUCUGAAUUCAACAAAGACAAGAUUGAUUUGGGAUAUCCAUCUGCCCCCAGUACAGAUGACGUUGCGCUGUACGUUGGCGUCGUCAUCGCUGUGAUCAUGUGUCUGGUCAUCUCCGUCAUCGUGGCGCUGUUCGUCUACAGGAAGAACCACCGCGACUUUGACUCUGACAUCAUAGACACCUCGGCCCUCAACGGGGGCUUCCAGCCCGUCAGCAUCAAGACGGCCCGAACAGCUGAUAUUCUGACGGCUCCCCCUGACCUGACCUCUGCGUCAGCCAUGUACCGUGGACCCGUCUACGCCCUCCACGACGUAGCCGACAAGAUCCCCAUGACCAACUCCCCCCUCCUGGACCCACUGCCCAACCUGAAGAUCAAGGUCUACAACUCCUCUGGUCUGGUCACCCCCUCCGAGGACCUGUCUGACUUCUCCCCCAAGCUGCCCCGUUGCCUGCUGGAUGGGGACACCAUGGGGAGGAGGACCCAAACCCAGACUUUGCUCCGUACCGGUACCAGGGACCCCUCCUGUACCGCCCUGGGCUCCUUCAACUCUCUAGGGGGGCACCUCAUCGUCCCCAACUCAGGGGUGAGUCUGCUAGUUCCAGCAGGAGCCGUCCCUCAGGGGAGAGUCUAUGAGAUGUACGUGACCGUCCACAGGAAGGACAGCAUGAGGCCCCCAGUCGAUGACUGCCAGACAGUGCUAAGCCCAGUGGUGAGCUGUGGCCCCCCAGGUGCUCUCCUGACACGCCCAGUCAUUAUCACCAUGCACCACUGUGCUGAGGCUGACAGUGGAUCAGCCGAGGAUUGGCUGAUUCAGCUCAAGACCCAAUCACAGCAGGCCCAGUGGGAGGAGGUAGUGGUAGUAGGAGAGGAGAACUUCACCACUCCCUGUUACAUCCAGAUGGAUGAGGAGGCGUGUCACAUCCUGACAGAGACCCUAGGGACCUACUGCCUGGUGGGUCAGUCCUGCAGCGCGGCCACCACCAAGCGGCUCAAGUUGGCCAUCUUCGGCCCCGUCACAUGCCCUGCUCUGGAGUACCACAUUAGAGUCUACUGCCUGGACGACACACAGGACUCACUCAAAGAGGUCCUACAGAUGGAGAAGCAGAUGGGAGGGAAACUGCUGGACGAACCAAAGACCCUCAACUUCAAGGACAGCACCCACAACCUGCGACUGUCCAUCCACGACGUCCCACACACACUGUGGAAGAGCAAGCUACUAGCCAAGUAUCAGGAGUUGUCGUUCCAGCAGGUGUGGUCUGGGUCCCAGAGGAACCUCCACUGUACCUUCACCCUGGAGAGGUUCUGUCCCAGCACCGUAGACCUGGUCUGUAAACUGUGUGUCCGACAGGUGGAGGGGGAGGGACAGAUCUUCCAGCUGGACACCACCCUCUCAGAGGACACCCAGAGCAUCGACACGUCUCUGCUGGACCCAGCCAGUAACAUCACAACCCUGGUGGGGCCCAAUGCCUUCCGCAUCCCCCUCUCCAUCAGACAGAAGCUCUGUGGCAGCCUGGACGCACCACAGACCAGAGGCAACGACUGGAGGAUGCUGGCACACAAACUGAACCUGGACAGGUAUCUGAACUACUUUGCCACUAAGUCCAGUCCUACUGGGGUGAUUUUAGACCUGUGGGAGGCACAACACUUCCCAGACGGGAACCUUAGCCGCCUAGCUGCCGUGCUGGAGGAGAUGGGUCGCCAUGAGAACCUCAUGCCCAUGGCAAUGGACCACUGACACCUGUCCGUCAAAGAACAGGAAAUUCCAGGGAGGAGUGAGAGAUGAGUCAGGGAGAGAAGGCGAGAGAGUCAGAGCGGCAAUCUGUCAGCUGACAUGCAGAACAGGCAGAGGCCGACAUUUUUUCAAUCAGGGAACACACAGACAUAGUGACACACACACACACGUACAUACAUACUUAUCAUAGCCAUGCUCCACUUACAGUAUAUUGGGAGUAACAUUUUGACAAAGGAAAGAGAAAGUAAGUCAGCUCUGUUUGUUCUCUCCCUGGUACAGUUUUCUUUACCGUGAUACAGUUUCCUAGGAAACGCUUGAUAGUGCUGUCCAUAUAGUGGAUGUGGUGACAGACUGGCUCAGAGCAUAGGACCAUGGGAAGGAAGGGGUGGGGCGGGGAUGGCCCUCCCACUCCACCUGCCCCCAUGGAUCCCCAUGGUAACCCCUGUAAACAACAUUAAUGUUGAAUGACUCGUCAAUAUUUCUGAUGGAAGAACUUGUUUCAGUGACUAUAUAGGUCUGUAUUUAAUAACACAUCCAUUUAUACACAAAUAUCUCUCCUUUUUGUCUUUAAUGCAGCCUAACAUUGAGUUUUCCAGUGUGUUCUUUUCCCCUGCUUUCGUUGCACAGUUCUUUGUUUUCA